AUGCGGCUCCUCGAAAUCGCGCCUGACGGCUCUUCUUUGUCCUUCACUAACGACUUGCUUGACAAAAUACCUCCUUAUGUGAUCCUGUCUCAUACAUGGGGAAAUGAUGAGGACGAAGUUACCUACGAUGAUAUAAUCACAGGUAACGCAGAGAACAAGGCGUACGGUUAUGCAAAGAUACGGUUUUGCAUGAAGCAGGCUUGUCUUGAUGGCAUUCGGCACAUGUGGGUAGAUACCUGCUGCAUUAACAAGUCUAACUCUACCGAGCUCUCACAAGCCAUCAACUCCAUGUUUCGCUGGUACAAAGAAUCUGCAAAAUGCUAUGUUUACCUCCCGGACGUCUCCAUAAACCAAGUACCAGACGAGAUAUGGAAGUCGAAUUUUCUCCAGAAUCGAUGGGCCACUAGAGGGUGGACACUCCAAGAGCUGUUGGCACCUUCAUCUGUGGAGUUCUUCUCUUCCGAAGGUCAGAGAAUCGGGAACAAGCAGACACUUGAAGCUCUCUUGCACGAUAUGACGGCAAUCUCCAUUGACGCGCUUCGAGGCACACCGCUAUGUGAAUUCACAGACCUCGAACGUAUGUCAUGGAUGGAGAAGCGGCAGACGAAACACCCUGAAGAUAAAGCGUACGCUUUACUUGGGAUGUUUGGUGUACAAAUGCCUCUGAUCUAUGGCGAGGGAUCUCGCAACGCAUUUGCACGACUCCGAGAAACCAUUAAACUUCAUUCUGGUCGCAGGGAUCAUGUAGCAAGUAUCACGAAGUGUCAUAAGGUCAUACCUUUCGGAAGAAGGACUGACUUCGUUGGUCGACAAGACAUCUUGGAAAGCUUGAUGACCAAGAUUCCCCCGAACGUCAACAAAGACGCCUGCCAGAUGACAGUAAUUGAAGGCCUAGGAGGAAUCGGCAAAACUCAAAUCGCUCUUGAGGCUGCUUAUCGUGUACGCGAGAAGAAUCCUGAUUGUUCCGUCUUCUGGAUACCAGUAGUCGACAAGAAUACCAUCGAAAACGCAUAUCGAAAGAUAGGCAAAGCAUUGGAAAUACCUGGCAUCGACGAUAAUCGGGCGGAUGUAAAGUCUUUGGUCACAAACGCUCUCUCAGAUGAUAGCUCUGGCCCUUGGCUUCUUGUUUAUGACAACGUAGACGAUAUUGACCUCAUGUUUGGUUCAAAACAGGAAAGCUGUUUCUAUGACCCUCUUCCUGCCAACCCCAAUGGAUCGAUCUUGUGCACAACCAGAAAUCAUGAAGUCACGAUCCGGUUCGACAUAAGCCUCGAUAACGUGUUAUCGGUCCACGAAAUGAACGAAAACGAAGCUUCGCAAUUGCUACGCCAGAAGUUGAAAGAACCUCAAUUGCGACACCUUCAAAGCACCCACGAACUGCUGGAAUUCUUGGCGUAUCUGCCAUUAGCCAUUCGACAAGCAUCGGCGUAUAUGGCAAGAACAAACAUGACAACCACAAAGUAUCUGGCUUACUGCAAGUCUUCCGAUCAGACUCAGAUCAAUCUUUUGAGCCAACACUUUGACGAUAAGAGUCGAUACAUGUAUGACAAUAAGGCAAAUCCUAUCGCGACAACAUGGCUGAUAUCGUUCAAACAUAUGAGCGACAAGUAUCCGUUGGCAGCUCAGUAUUUGAUGUUCAUCUGUUAUCUCGCCGAGAAGGACAUACCUACUUCAAUCCUUCCCCAACAAGAUGACGAAUUGGAAAGGGAUCAAGCUAUUGGCGCACUUGAAAACUACGCAUUCAUCUCACUUAGAGAUGAUUCGGAUUCAUUCGACAUACAUCGCCUCGUGCGAUUAGCGGCACGAAAUUGGACGAAACAACAAGGCAAGAUGCAGAUCAAAGCAGCCAUAGAACAUAUCUCAAGCGUGUACCCAGACCCGUCAAACGACAACAAGUCCAUGUGGAUAAGGUAUUUACCCCAUGGAGAUGCCGCAUUGAACACUUGGACUAGAGAGAACAACGAUAACGUUGGCUGGAAACUCUUGAUCAAAACUGGAGAGUCUCAUUUCAUAAUCGGCAAAGCUCAACUAGCGGAGUCGAAAUACCGGCAGGCUUCAGAAAUCAGUGAGAAAACAUUAGGAUUAGACCAUCCAAAAACUAUCGCAAGUAUCAAUGGUCUCGCCACUAUGCUUCGUCAACAGGCAAAGUAUAGCGAAGCUGAAAAGCGACAACACCAGAUUCUCCAAUCAAGUACGAAGAUGUUAGGCCCAAAACAUGCCAACACAAUCGCCGUCAUGAAUGGCCUAGCCGAGCUAUACCGCCAGUCUGGCAGAUAUCACCAGGCUGAGCCAGAGCAUGAGCAGACUUUACGCCUGUGUUCUGAGUCAUUGGGAGAGAGUCAUCGAAACACAUUGGCUAGCAUGAACAACUUAGUCAUUGUGCUAUUUCAGAAGGGAGAUUACCAGAAAGCAGAAUCCUUGUGUCGAGAAGCGAUUCAAAAGAAGACUGGCUUGCUUGGGCCAGAUCACGCAGACACACUUGCGAGUAUGAAUAGCCUGGCUGUGAUCUUUGAUCUGCAGGGAAAGUACGAAGAAUCUGAACGACAACACCGAGAAAACAUGCAACGAAAUUCCGAGGUAUAUGGAGGCGAACAUCCCGAGACAAUGGCAUGUGUUACAAAUCUGGCGAGUGUUUUGUAUAGACAAGGCAAAUACAACGAGGCCGAACGACAGCAUAGAUGGGCCAUCGAAGCGAUAACAAAAGAAGCGACGCGAGAUCAUCCCGAUGUACUCGCUAACGUCAACGGCCUAGCUGAAGCAAUUCGACAGCAAGGUCGAUCUCACGAAGCAGAACAACUACAUCGGGCAACCUUAAAAUCCAUAAUGAACAUACUUGGCCCAGACCAUCCGUCUACACUUUUCGUAACUACUAACCUGGCAGCCACUCUUUUGCAACGAGGGAACCAUGAUGAAGCAGAGGGUCUCUUUCGACAAUCACUAGCUCUGAAAACCAAAAUUCUUGGGCAAGACCAUCCAUCCACUGUAUCGAGCGCCAGCGGUUUGGCUGAUGUGCUCUUAGCACAAAGGCGCUAUGAAGAAGCAGAGGGAAAGUACCGCCAUGUUCUCCACUCCAGGAUUCGCAUUUUGGGUAUUCACCAUCCUCUUUCGGUCACUAGCAUGAACAAUUUCGCAUUUGCAUACUGUCUUCGGCGAAGAAACUGGGCUGGAAGAACUGCGCAGAUGGCCUAG
This is a messenger RNA of Alternaria arborescens, 3189 nucleotides long. RefSeq lists its product as hypothetical. The coding region runs from base 1 to 3189 and encodes 1062 amino acids. The record is from RefSeq and is a predicted model, not a curated record. NCBI's taxonomy places the organism in Eukaryota, Fungi, Ascomycota, Dothideomycetes, Pleosporales, Pleosporaceae. Gene Ontology annotation, molecular function: protein binding; ADP binding. Gene Ontology annotation, cellular component: kinesin complex. The transcript is spliced from 2 exons.